This is a messenger RNA of Candoia aspera, 1552 nucleotides long. RefSeq names its product DDB1 and CUL4 associated factor 13 (gene DCAF13). NCBI's taxonomy places the organism in Eukaryota, Metazoa, Chordata, Lepidosauria, Squamata, Candoiidae. The record is from RefSeq and is a predicted model, not a curated record. Gene Ontology annotation, biological process: maturation of SSU-rRNA from tricistronic rRNA transcript (SSU-rRNA, 5.8S rRNA, LSU-rRNA). Gene Ontology annotation, cellular component: nucleolus; small-subunit processome. The transcript is spliced from 11 exons. Bases 77 to 1414 code for a protein of 445 amino acids. Gene Ontology annotation, molecular function: protein binding.
GAUUCCGGGAGGUGCUCCUCACGUGGUUCGGCGAAGGGGAGUCUCCGGAAGGCGGAUCGCUUCCCCGGCGCGGAAAAUGAGGGUGAAGGUGCUGAGCAGGAACCCGGACGACUAUGUGCGCGAAACCAAGCAGGACCUUCAGCGGGUUCAACGGAAUUAUGAUCCUGCGUUACACCCAUUUGAAAUUCCGCGGGAAUACACAAGGGCGCUAAAUGCAACUAAAUUAGAUCGUAUAUUUGCAAAACCUUUUGUUGCAUCAUUAGAUGGUCAUCGGGAUGGAGUUAAUUGCAUGGCUAAACAUCCACAGAGCUUGUCUACAGUUCUGUCUGGAGCAUGUGAUGGAGAGGUUAGAAUCUGGAACUUGAUGAAACGUGUGUGCGUCCGUACAUUGCAAGCGCAUGAGGGCUUUGUAAGAGGAUUAUGUACUCGUUUUUGUGGCACCUCUUUCUUCACUGUGGGUGAUGAUAAAACAGUGAAGCACUGGAAAAUGGAGGAGCCAGCUUAUGGGGAAGCAGAAGAGCCAAUAAAUACCAUUCUUGGAAAGACGGUGUACACUGGAAUUGAUCAUCAUUGGAAGAAACCUAUAUUUGCUACUUGUGGUCAUCAAGUUGAUAUCUGGGAUGAGCAGAGAACUAGUCCUUUAUGUUCUUUGACUUGGGGAGUCGACAGCAUAAACAGUGUUAAAUUCAAUCCAAUUGAGAUGAAUCUUUUGGGAAGCUGUACUUCAGACAGAAAUAUUGUGCUGUAUGAUAUGAGACAAUCAACUGCUCUAAAGAAGGUUAUUUUGGAUAUGAGAACAAAUACACUUUGCUGGAAUCCCAUGGAAGCUUUCAUUUUCACUGCAGCAAAUGAGGAUUACAACUUAUAUACUUUUGAUAUGCGGUUCCUUGGCAAGGCUUUAAUGGUUCAUAUGGACCAUGUAUCAGCAGUCCUGGAUGUGGAUUACUCCCCUACAGGAAAAGAAUUUGUGUCAGCCAGCUUUGAUAAAUCUAUUCGCAUUUUUCCUGCAGAUAAAGGUCAUAGCAGAGAGGUCUAUCAUACAAAGAGAAUGCAACAUGUCAUCACUGUCAAAUGGACAUCAGACAACAAAUACAUUUUGUGUGGCUCUGAUGAAAUGAACAUUCGUUUGUGGAAAGCAAAUGCUUCUGAAAAGCUGGGUGUGCUUGCUCCUCGAGAGAGAGCUGCUAUUAACUACAAUCAAAAACUGAAAGAAAAAUUCCAGCACCAUCCCCAAAUCAGACGUAUAAAUCGCCAUCGUCACUUACCAAAGAUCAUUUAUAGUCAAGCCAAAGAGCUACGCAUCAUGAAAGAAGCUCGUCGUCGAAAGGAACUGAACCGUCGUAAACAUAGCAAGCCUGGAUCUAUGCCACUUGUGUCAGAAAAGCAGAAGCACAUUAUGGCUGUAGUGAAGUAAUCAUACAUGAAAUUACUAGUGGUAAUAAAUUCUUAUGGAUGUGAUUUAUAUGUGACUUACAUAACUUUGUUACAGGAUAUAACACAAAGCUCUGCUUUUUGAUAUUUUGAAAAUAUUAAUAAACUGAGAUGUAUGGUU